AGAAAGAGAGAAAGAGAAAGAGAGAGAGAGGGAGAGGGAGAGUGACGUUUCCUUGGCGUUCUUGAUCUCGUCAUCUUGACGAUUGGACGUUCCAAUUUUGUCCACCCUGGCCAAUUGGCAUGUGGAGAAUCCCAAUCGGACGGCCGACCAACCCCCGGAACCAACUGAGUGACUUGAUCCCUGAAUGAGUGAGUGAGUGAGUGAGUGAGUGAGGGAAGGAGGGACUCAGCCAGUCAGCCAGUCAGCCAGUCAGCCUUGAUGGAGGAGGAGGACCUUGUUCAUCGCAGGAUGCCAUCCGCCUCCAACCCUUUGCUGGCCAGUUCCAAUGUCUCACUGCAAGAUUCAUUCGGCGGAAUCAGGGCACCGGCUUUACUCACCCCGGUGGCCGCUCCGCCCGUCCCCAACGGCCCACCCGCCCGUCCCCCAGGGUCGUCCACCUCCGGCACUUUGUCCGACUCCUUCAAUUUAACCACCCUCCCGCCCUUGGCCACGCCCACUUUAAGUGCCUCGUCCAGUUCGACCUCGCUGGGGCCGCCGCCGCCGGGCGUGUUUCUUUUGCCCGGCCGCUCUGAAGCGCCUCCGGUGAGCGCCACCUCGGCCCCGAGACCCGCCCCACCCCCUUUAGCCCACCCGGCCCCGCCCCCUGGCACUGGCAAUGUCUACAGUUUGGCCGGUGGCGGCGGGGCCCGAGCCACCGGUCGCUAUGUGGCACCGCCCGAUAUUCCGGCCCAAGUCAGUGUGGUAGGUCCGCCCACUAUCCCGCCGGUCUCGGUCGCCACGCUUACCCCCCGCCCACCCUUGAGCUCGACCUACGCAGACCAUUCCGGGGGUUGGGCCGGAUUGGGCGGUUCACCCAGCGGGGCCGAUGUGCCCGACGCCUCUCCCUUUAUGACCGAAAGUUCCAGUCUGCCCGAUUUAUUUCCGCCCGCCGGUGGUCCGCCGCUGGCCUCGGCCCAGCACUAUCCCACCAGUCCGGCCGGGUCCACGGCUUAUCGGCCGUCCGUACCACCCGUGGCCUUUCAUUGGUUUUACCACGCACCGUCCGAGGGUGACACAGGCGACACGGGCGGCCAAUGGCAACCCUUCACCAUGAUCGAUUCGGUGGCACUCGAGGACGCCUAUAUGGCUGAUCCAAGUGGUAGUGGGCUUCAACCCACCCACGGGGGUCGGUAUGACGUGAGUCUGGCCCAGCGACAGAAGCGGGCCGUGUAUUGGACCGAGGCGGAACCGUCGGCUAUUCGGCGGUGCUCUUGGUUCCACAAAUCCAACGUGGACGGACGAUGGUCGCCCUACACGGAGUCAGUGGCCGCUCAGCUGGAGGCCGAGUAUGUGGCGGGCGUGCAAUCCGGUCAAUGGAAUAAGAAGUUGGAAUUGGAGAACGGCGAGCAUAUCAUCUUGCACUCGCCCUCGGUCAUGAUGCACUUUCCAUCCCAUCUUGGCAUCAAUGCCAAUCUAGAUGAUUGGGGCCAAGUUCAACCUCAGGAUCCCCAACAGAAACCUCGGGUGGUUCACCGAGGAUUGGAAGGCUUGCCCGAGAUCCCGGACGGAGAAACACCCGAAGUCGAUCACUUGGUAUUUGUAGUGCAUGGUAUCGGUUCCGUGUGUGAUAUUCGCUUCCGUUCCAUCGUGCAAGUGGUGGACGGAUUUCGAGAACUCUCCAGCCAUCUUUCGGAUCGUCAUUUUCAGUCGGGCCGGCUCGCCGAAACCGUGAAUCGCAUUGAGUACCUCCCAGUCAAUUGGCACAAGACACUCCACGGCGAAGACACGGGUACUGAUCGGCGCAUUCGUCCCCUCGCCCUCAAGAGCAUUCCGAAAUUGAGAGAGUUUGUCAGUGAUACGCUGCUGGAUAUUCUGUUUUACACCAGUCCGAUCUACUGUCAGACCAUCAUCAACACGGUCGUGUGCGAGAUCAAUCGCAUGUACACGCUGUUUAUGAAGCGAAACCCUCACUUCACUGGUACAGCCUCAGUCAUGGGCCACAGUCUAGGCUCCUUGAUCUUGUUCGACGUGCUGUCACAUCAAACAGAAACGGAUGGAACCACGGCCAACCCCGCAGAAGCGGAUUGUGAGGCUGCAUUUGAUGAUUCACGAAGCAGUCUGAACCAAUCGCCCGACGAAGUUGAGUUGGCUCUCGAGCGAGUUUUCGACAAACUGGGGCUUUCCGAAUUCACCGAGACUUUCACGCGGGAAGGGAUUGACAUGCAAUCGUUGCUUCUUUGCACCGAGGAUGACCUCAAAGAGAGUGGCUUGCCUCUGGGUCCACGGAAGAAACUCCAAAGCUACAUUGAGACGCAAAAGGCCAAACGAAAUCGAAGUUUGACCGGUCUAGAGGCUUUCAUGCAGAGUAGCGUCACCGAAGAAGUUAAAUAUAGCGUGGGACCGGCGGGUACAGGACAGCCCAGUGUCGAAUACCCGGCGCUGUGUUUCAAGCCCGCUGCAUUUUAUGCCCUAGGCUCUCCGAUCAGCAUGUUUCUGGCGGUGCGAGGAAUGGACACUUUGGGCAAGAACUUCAAAUUGCCCACGUGUUCACGAUUCUUCAACAUCUUUCAUCCGUACGAUCCGGUGGCCUACCGAAUUGAGAGCUUGAUUGACCCCGAGUAUGCCAAGAUGAGACCGCUUAUCAUCCCGCAUCAUAAAGGACGCAAGAGAAUGCACCUGGAGAUCAAGGACACCGUCACUAAGCUGAUGACCACGGACUUCAAGCAGAAGAUUUUCGAUUCGUUUUCCGCCACGCUCAACACCAUGUACAACAUCGCUGUCGGAUCAUCGGUGGAUUCCACGACGAAUGGGAAGUCAGAGACCUUAGCCCAGGCUUUAGAGGACUCCAUGAAGCAGAACGCGGAAGAAUCUGAACAAGCCGACCGCAUGAAUCCCAGGACUUUAGAGUCGCCCUUGAACUCGGGCAAACGCAUCGAUUUUGCUCUGCAAGAGGCUCCCUUGGAGAGCUUCAACGAGUAUCUCUUUGCUCUGGCCAGCCAUCUCGUAUAUUGGGAGUCCGAAGAUACAUGUCUCAUGAUUGUGAAAGACAUCUACGAGCAAAUGAGCAUCCUCUCCGACGAGGCCAAGGUGAUGAAUUCAGUGCCUUAUUUGGAUACGACCACUCAACCGCCAGCCCUUCAAACCUUGGAAACAUUGCAGCAGUCGAAAACACCCAUUUUAGCACCCCCUCCCGUGCCCAUGGGGGGCACCAUGUCCGGUCCUGCCGUGCGGGUCAACCCGACAUCCGUCGAACUUCCUCCUGUGACUAGCCCUACUACGAAUGUCAACAUUCUAGGGCCUACGCCCACGGCCGCUGUUUUGGGAGGUGGUUAUGGGACCAACGUUUCGACACCCUUGGGUCCUCCGCCCAUCAUGAUGCCACCAUCGAGCACCAUCCCUAACCCGCUUCCGACUAAACGCACGGGACCUUACCCCCAACCCAUCUUCCCCCCCAGCAAUUUGCCAGCCACAAGGGUCUCGACAUCUGCGGCAACAAACGUCUUGGGAAUGGAUCCGACCGCCCCGGUAGCCAAUCAGGGACCCAUUGCGCCACCUCCAAUGGCCGGGUUUUACAGCAAAAAGUGACUGCAGUUUUAAAACACCAUAACUCUAUCAUAUAUACCUAUAUCAUUUCUAUCGUUCUACAGUUUCGCCCUCAUCCCCCAUCCCCUGUUCAUGCCUUUCGUUCUUUAUGUUAGAAAUAUAUGUUGACCGUUGGACCGGUGCUCACCCAGA
Molecule: messenger RNA, 3714 nt
Organism: Tigriopus californicus
Lineage: Eukaryota; Metazoa; Arthropoda; Copepoda; Harpacticoida; Harpacticidae
Gene: PAPLA1
Product: phospholipase DDHD2-like
Exons: 2
Coding region: 259-3564 (1101 amino acids)
Cellular component (GO): COPII-coated ER to Golgi transport vesicle
Molecular function (GO): metal ion binding; protein binding
Source: RefSeq, a predicted model, not a curated record